GUAAAACUGAAACUGCACGUACCACGUAACGUAUGUAUUUGAAUAACUUUCCAUCCAUCCGAUUUAUUCAUCUUCUCAUGUAAACAACAUUGAAGUGAUGGUGUAUUUAUGAACCCAACCCUCAACCGAAUUAAGAAUUGACAAUUUUUAAUUGAGAAUAUUUGGAAGCUGAUCAGUCCAUUCGAAAAAUUCAACCAAUCAACUUCUCAGAUUCUCGAUUUAAUCAUUGCUAAUUCUUAAUCUAGUUGAGUUAAUACAUUUUGGAACUUGAUGAAUGUCAAAGUUUUAACAUGUCACAAAAAGUAAAUCUCUACCUCAAUACGAAGCAAUAUAGGUUCAACAUGCAUCAACUACCGAUUCUUCUAGCUACUAUCGCUUGCGUCUUCGCUGGAACUCCACUCCAGCAACUAGCCAGUGGAAACCAACGUGACUCAGCCAAUUUGUACAGGGGGGUAGCAAGAGCUUCGACAGGCAACCUGAUAUUCUGCCCAGUGUCUGCCGAGAUCGUGCUAUCGCUGUUAACGGAAGGAGCUGCUGGUCCUACAAAAACCGAACUGAUCGAAGGCCUAAGCCUUCCACCAAACGACGCAGACAGAAGAUCAGCCUUCUCUGAACUCACUGCCGAACUCAACCAGAACAGCUCUUCCAAAUUGCUCUCAGCCAACAGGAUUUUCAUCGCCCCUGCCUUUCAGAUUGAGCGCAGCUUCGAAGACAUCGCUGUUAGUGACUAUCGAGCCGGUAUUGAGAACAUAAACUUUGCUGAUUCUUCAGCUGCUGCCCAUACCAUCAACCAAUGGGUCGAAGACCACACGAAUAACAGGAUCCAGAACUUGAUAAGCCCAGACUCUUUGAGCGGUGCUACCAGGAUGAUUUUAGUGAACACCCUGUACCUGAAGGGCAACUGGGCGAGGCAGUUCAAGGCUUACUUGACUCAACCAGGUCCAUUUUUUACCUCUGCGGAGAAUAGUACGUCAGUUGAUAUGAUGCAUGCUCAGGAGACUUACAGGUAUAAGCACUGUAACAGUCUGAAAGCUAAGUUUUUGAAGAUGGAUUUCGAAGAUCGAAGAAUCAGUAUGACUUUCGUUUUGCCUGAUGCUAAAGAUGGUCUUGGGGCUUUGGAGAAUAGAUUGGAAGAUGUUCUAGCUGUGAACGUGACUGACAAUCAGAGAGUUUCUGUAACUCUGCCAAGGUUCAGUAUUCAAUCUUCUAUGGAUUUGAAGCCAAUAUUACAACAGAAUGGAAUAAGGAGGGUUUUUGAUCCGUCCCAAGCAAAUUUGACUGGAAUUUCAAGCAGUGAAGGGUUGUAUGUAGACUUUGUGGUUCAGAAAGCUUGGAUCAAUGUAACUGAAACUGGAGUGGAAGCUGCAGCAGCUACUGCAGUUGGAGCUUCACGGAAUUUAUUCACACCUCCGCCGAAUUUGAUGUUCAUUGCAGAUCAUCCUUUCAUUUUUUUCAUCAGACAUGCUUCGUCAAAUGUCCUGCUUUUCUUGGGAAGAUAUAGUAAUUUAUAAAAUAAAUGUCCUGAGGUAUGUGUACGCUAUAUACAAAUUUUGCAUUGUUAUACCUAGCAGUUUUUAAUAAUAAAUUUC
Molecule: messenger RNA, 1589 nt
Organism: Phaedon cochleariae (mustard beetle)
Lineage: Eukaryota; Metazoa; Arthropoda; Insecta; Coleoptera; Chrysomelidae
Source: the annotation of a GenBank genome assembly